Molecule: messenger RNA, 1568 nt
Organism: Tilletiopsis washingtonensis
Lineage: Eukaryota; Fungi; Basidiomycota; Exobasidiomycetes; Entylomatales
Product: ESCRT-II-domain-containing protein
Exons: 8
Coding region: 37-1341 (434 amino acids)
Biological process (GO): protein transport to vacuole involved in ubiquitin-dependent protein catabolic process via the multivesicular body sorting pathway
Cellular component (GO): ESCRT II complex
Molecular function (GO): protein homodimerization activity; structural molecule activity
Source: RefSeq, a predicted model, not a curated record
CGUCAUCACCUCCACCACCUGCGCCCUGCCGCCGCUAUGUCCGACCGCGACACCCUCCUCAGCAUGGGCUUCGCGCCGGCGUCGAUCGAGUGGGCGCUGCGUGCGACGCGCAACGCCGGGCUGCAGCCGGCGAUGGACCACCUGCUGGCACACGCCGGCGAGACGCCGCCCGCGGCCGGCGACGACGACGACGAGGAGCAGGAGGCGCUGGCGGACAUGCUCGGCAAGAAGGGCGCCGGCGCGCAGGAGGAGAUGAUCGUCGGCGCGGGCGAGGCCAAGUCCAUCAAGUGCCUCGAGUGCGGCAAGAUCCUCAAGUCCGCCGCGUUCGCCUCAUUCCACGCCGAAAAGAGCGGCCACACCAACUUCGAGGAGAGCACCGAGGAGGUCAAGCCGCUGACGGAGGAGGAGAAGCGCGCGCGCCUCGCUGAGAUGCGCGCGAAGCUCGAGCAGAAGCGCGCCCUGCAGGCCAAAGAGUCCGCCGAGGAGAGCAAAGCCAACGAGAAGAUCCGCCGCAAGGCCGGGCAGGACCUCGGCGAGCUGCGCGAGGAGAUGCAAAAGAAAGAUGGGGCGCCCGGGACCCGCUUCGACAUGGCAGACAUGGCGCUGGCGCUGGGCACGCCAAUGGCGUCGGGCACGCCGUCGCGCUCGGCGCUGGGCUCGGCUGCCGGCACGCCGUCGCGCUCGACGCCGUCUCCGGCACUGCCGCCGCUCGUCUCGUCCUCUGCACUGUCCUCCUCGGCACUGUCCCCCGCUGCGCCGUCCUCUGCCCUUUCGUCCGCACCAGGCCCAUCGAACACGCCGUCCGGCUUCGUGCUGCCCGCGCUGCACGCUUUCCCGCCGUUCUUCACGCCACAGCCCAACGCGGCGACGUGGGCGUCGCAGGCGGCGCACUGGUCGCGUCUCAUCCGCGCGUGGUGCGCGCACCACCGCGUGUGGCACCUCGACGCCGCCGGCAGCUGGGAGCGCGCCGGCGCCGACGGCCUGCUGCGGAGCACGCUCGCGGGGCGCUCGCUCAGCGAGGCUGCCACGCGGCGGGUGCUCGAGGUCAUGGUCAGCGAGGGCGACGCCGUCUGGGACCCGCCUCGCAAAACCCCUCCGCCGACGCGCGCCAUGAUCUACUGGCGCCGUCCCGAGGAGUGGGCCGAGCGCCUCGCGGCCUGGGUCGCACGCACGGGCCAGUCGCGCAGCAUCGUGACGUUCUUCGAGAUCCUCGAGGGCGACGAGGCGGACUUUGCGGGGAUGCCCGAGGCGCUGCUGCGCCGUGCGCUCGACGUGCUCGUGCGCGCAGGCAAGGCGCAGGUGUUCGGCGGCGCAGACGGGGAGGGUGUCAAGUUCGUCUGAGCGCAGCACGAGGUGCUGGCGGGCAGAGGAGAAGGCGGGCAGGGCGAGCGCUCGCGGCGGAGGCACCCAUCUCACCAUCCACUCCUCAGAGGCGAUCAAGGAGGCCGAGAAGCGCAAGGCCGAGGCCAAGGCAGACGCCGAGGCGAAGCGCCGCGUGCGCGAGCAGAUCGAGGCCGACAAGCGCGAGCGCGCUGCCCGCACUGCGCGCGAAAAGGCCCUGCGCGACG